AUCCUCACACUGUUAUAAAGAUGGAGUUUAUUAUUAAGGAGGAGAGAGAAGAUGUGAAGAUUGAAGAAACAUUGAGAGUCAAACAAGAAGAUACUGAAGAACAAACAGACCUCAUGCUGCUGAAAGAAGAGUGCAUAGUACCGAAUGAAAUGGAAGAGGAAGAACAAUUUGAGACUCGUCCUGAUUUUAAAACCGAAGAAGAAUCUUUCAGUUGGCUGCAGAUUAAAGAGACUUUCUCACAGAAAACAGCUCAUAAAACAGGAACUAAAAGUUAUUUCACCCCUCUUCACUGUGAAAAGAGUUUCGGUGAACAUGGAAACCUUAAAGUCCCCAUGAAAAUUCACACCGGAGGGAAGACAUUCUCCUGCCAACAGUGUGGAAAAAGAUUCAAUAGAAAAGGACACCUUAAUGACCACAUGAGAGUUCACACUGGAGAGAAGUCUUUUUUCUGCCAACAGUGCGGAAAGAGUUUCAAGCAUAAAGGAGAUCUUAACAGGCACAUGAGAAUCCACACUGGAGAGAAGUCUUUUACCUGCCAACAGUGUGGAGUCAGUUUCACACAUAAAGGAAACCUUCAAGUGCACAUGAGAAUUCACACUGGAGAGAAGCCUUACACCUGCCAACAGUGUGGUGUCAGUUUCACAAAUAAAGGAAACUUGUACAGGCACAUGAAAAUUCACACUGGAGGAAAAUCUUACAUCUGCCAACAGUGUGGCGUCAGUAUCACUCAUGAAAGAAACCUUAAAGAGCACAUGAGAAUUCACACUGGAGAGAAGCCUUACACCUGCCAACAGUGUGGAGCCCGUUUCACAUAUGAAGGAAAACUUAAAGAGCACAUGAGAAUUCACACUGGAGAGAAGCCUUACACCUGCCAACAGUGUGGAGUCAGUUUCACACAUAACGGGAGCCUUAAAGUGCACAUGAGAAUUCACACUGGAGAGAAGCCUUACACCUGCCAACAGUGUGGAGUCAGUUUCACAAAUAAAGGAAACCUUUACAGGCACAUGAAAAUUCACACUGGAGAGAAAUCAAUAACAGAUAACAACUUGCUGUCUUAAGAUAACCUGCUCCGGAGUAGGUUCUGUUUCAGGUUUAGCUUACUUCAGAGCUAUCAGCGCAUGUGUGCGUGACUUAUGAAUGAUAUCUGCAUUUUCCAUAAUGUAUUUCUAUAAUAAAAAUAUAUAUCUGAUAUGACUUGUAUAAAGGCAUUAAACAAACAAUACAAUUCUUAUUUUCAAGGAUUAAAGAUUUAAUUUACAGGUUCAAUGGGUAAGCUGGUGCAUUUUGGCUGCCGCUCCGGUGAGGAUUUAUGCUUUGCUGGGGUAUCUGCCACAGCGGAUGCGGCUUCGCUGAACAUGCUAUUACGUUACACUGUGCACCAGCUUUUAUCCAUAAAACGGAACUAUCGUCUGGCCAAAGACAUCUGUGACUGUUGCGGCCAAAUCAGUACAUUCGCCGGAGUACAGAACAUAGAUACUCAACAACAUCUUCUAUCCUUCCGAUCCUUGAUUCCCAACGGACGACUAAAAGACUGGAUUAUCCUGGUGUUGUCCCUGAUAAUUUACUACCAUUGCCCUGGGUGGAGUGAAAUUCCAGUGCAAUAGUGCCUACUAGAAGGGUUAUCUACAGCUCCCCUUGAGGAUAAAAUUUGGACACUUUUGCUCCUCUAAAAACACGCACUCUGUUUCGUACACUUGCGUCUCUUUCGUACACUCAACUCCUUGGUAGAGUGAUGAACUGUGCUCAAAAAAGGUUGCUUGCCGCAAACGAGCGUAAGUGGUGUUGCUCUGGCUUGAGUGUUGUUCAUCAGGCUUGGAAAGCAUCUCUGGGUCAAUAUAAAGUAGCACUUGAAAAAGCAAGAGCAUCCUACUUUUCUCAGAUUAUUGUAAAUAGCCAAAAUAAUCCCAUGCAGCACUUUCACACUGUUAAUUGUUUUCUUAAAGUGAUGGUGCUAAUUCUCAAACUGCUUCAGUUCAGUUGUGUAAUGAUUUUCUCACACAUUUUAGUGCUUAAACUGCUUGUGUCCGUAAACAUCCAUUUUAUUUCUCCGGCUCACAGAUGUCGGCAGUCAAUUUUUCAUGUUUUUCUGUAACUCCUCUAUCUAUUUUCUUCAGUUCACCCUGGAUCACUCUGUGUGCAGGUAUCUAAUAUGAAAGCUACCACUUGCGUACUUGAUCCCCUGCCAACUAGUUUAUUUAAAUCUUGUUUUGG
Cyprinus carpio (common carp) is the source of this 2211-nucleotide messenger RNA. RefSeq lists its product as uncharacterized. The record is from RefSeq and is a predicted model, not a curated record. Lineage: Eukaryota; Metazoa; Chordata; Actinopteri; Cypriniformes; Cyprinidae.